Molecule: messenger RNA, 915 nt
Organism: Meloidogyne enterolobii
Lineage: Eukaryota; Metazoa; Nematoda; Chromadorea; Rhabditida; Meloidogynidae
Source: the annotation of a GenBank genome assembly
AUGGAUGUCACCGUCAAGAAUGGAAUAUAUCGUUUUAAAAAUGUUAAAGAAAGUACAAAUAAAGCGCAGAGCUUUACUAAUCGGCUUUAUGAAUGUCUUUCUUCAAUAAACUUUACUUCUAUCAAUUCAUUUUAUAAUCAAAUAUUGACAUUUUUGGCAGCAACUGCCUUCAUUCUUGUAUUUUUGCUAAUCUGGGUUGUUUUCUGGAGUGUGUUUAAAGACUUUGCUUUUGGAACCCUUCAAGAAAAAUAUUGGAUGUUUCAUGUAUUUUGUGCUAUUUUUGUCCUUUCCGUUGUUCUCUUUUUUUAUUUUAGUAUUCUACUAAACCUUCCAUUUUUUCGCCCUACCAAUUCAUCCAAUAAGCCUUUAAUAACCUCAAUUCACACAAUAAUCACAAUUUUUUGGUUAAUUUUAUCGACUAUAUUAGCCCUCGUUUUACUCUCAAUUUCGUUCUAUUUAAUUUUUAAAUUUAUUAUUUUUGACAAUUAUUUUUCUGAAAACAAAUUUACUCAAAAUAAAUUUGUUAAUUCUCUUUUUGCUUUUCUUGGGGUAGCCCUGCUUCUUUUAUUUUAUUUUUCUUUGUUGCGUAUAAUGCUUAUUAAUUUGAACUUGGAUAGAGGUCUGUAUUGAUAUGAUGCUUAUUACUGUAAAUGGUCGAAUAGAACCACUUUCGGAGUAUACCGAAACAUUAAAAAACCGAAAGACGAAACGCCAAAAUUCGAAAUUUCGCCGACACACCCCUUGUGUGUCUCUAUUAGAGAGUGUACUUAUGUUGGAAGGUGUGAUUCUAUUAGAGCAUUUACGGUAUGUUUAUUGCGGUAAUAAGUACCGUUUAUUGCUGUCAGCCUCAAAUUUAAAUAUCCUUGGGAUCCAAUUAUUAAUUGCUGUCUGACUCAAAUUUAAAUAUUGCCUUGG